CAGAAGUGUUAAAAAAAAAAAACCAGUGGCGACAUGCUUUGCGAGCAGCUAAACCCCUAAAGCCCUAAAAUCAAAAUUACGCUUCAGAGAAAGUGAGAGAGAGACGAUGGAUCACAUAGCAGCGGCGGAAGAGCAAAUUGUAUCGGAGAGGAUUAGAAGAAAACUCGAAGAAGUGAAUGCAUCUGCUCUGUCGCAGCUCUUUCCUAUUCAGGAUCAUAUCAAUUUCACCCUUCAGCAAGCUUAUUUCAAAUGUGCAUACGAGUGCUUUGACAGAAGUAGGAAGCAAGAAGAGAUAAGCAACUGUGUUGAGCACUGCAGUGUUCCAGUUGUCAAUUCUCAACAGCAUUUUGAAAGCGAAAUGGCUCAAUUUCAGGAAAGGAUGAACAGAUCUCUCAUGGUCUGUCAAGACAAAUUUGAGGCGUCAAAGCUCCAUAAGAACAGAGUUGAUGCGGCCAAAGAUAUGGAGGGUUGCGUGAACCAGUCCAUUGAGGAGAAUCUCAAUACAUUACCUCAUAUUGUGCAGAGAAUGAAGACAGCCUUCUCCAUUCGCGACUAAAACGAUCUUCUGUUAGAAAGUAAUAAGAGUUUUUUAUAUCUUUGUCCGGCUGAUCAUAAAUCCUUUUUUCAUUAUCACUCAAGAGAUUGGAUUGUUGUAGGAGUUUGAGUAAUGGUCUUUCUCUUUGUACUUAAGAUUUGGAAAAAAAAAGAAGUUUCUUUUGAUU
Messenger RNA from Thlaspi arvense, 722 nucleotides. The record is from the annotation of a GenBank genome assembly. Lineage: Eukaryota; Viridiplantae; Streptophyta; Magnoliopsida; Brassicales; Brassicaceae.